Molecule: messenger RNA, 2639 nt
Organism: Candoia aspera
Lineage: Eukaryota; Metazoa; Chordata; Lepidosauria; Squamata; Candoiidae
Gene: PLEKHF2
Product: pleckstrin homology and FYVE domain containing 2
Exons: 2
Coding region: 374-1123 (249 amino acids)
Biological process (GO): endosome organization; endosome to lysosome transport
Cellular component (GO): early endosome
Molecular function (GO): phosphatidylinositol binding; metal ion binding
Source: RefSeq, a predicted model, not a curated record
AUGUGACAUAUUAUACUUUCUAGUUUCUAUACUUUAACUAAGAAAUAUGUAUAUAUUCUACCAUAUUGCUUCAAAUAUAUUUACAAUUUGCUUGUAUAGUGGCACACAAAUUUGUACUUAGUUUGGGAAAACCAGCACAAUUUUUUUUUCCUCCACACUGCAUGUCAAAAAUUAUAGAGAACAUCAGUGCAUGGCUAAACGAAGUAAGAGGAAGGAGUGAGAAAAUUUGGAAGGGGCACACACACACAGGCUACUCAAAGUGGAGUGGGAAGAGGAGAGAGGCAUACUAGCCUUGCCUUACUUGCCUCACAAGACCUCUCUGGAAUUGGUCUCAACUAAAAUCUGGAACUUCCAAUAUGGAACCUAGUGAAAAAUGGUGGAUCGCUUGGCAAACAGUGAAGCAAAUACUAGGCGAAUAAGCAUAGUGGAAAACUGUUUUGGAGCUGCUGGUCAGCCUCUGACCAUUCCUGGCCGUGUCCUCAUUGGUGAAGGGGUAUUAACAAAGCUGUGUAGGAAGAAACCAAAAGCAAGGCAGUUUUUUUUAUUCAAUGAUAUCCUUGUAUAUGGUAACAUUGUUAUCCAGAAAAAGAAAUAUAAUAAGCAACAUAUCAUUCCUCUGGAAAACGUCACUAUUGAGUCUAUCCAAGAUGAAGGGGAUUUGCGGAAUGGAUGGCUUAUCAAGACUCCAACUAAAUCUUUUGCAGUAUAUGCUGCUACUGCCACAGAAAAAUCUGAAUGGAUGAAUCACAUAAAUAAAUGCGUUUCUGAUUUGCUGUCCAAAAGUGGGAAGACGCCCAGUAAUGAGCAUGCAGCUGUCUGGGUGCCCGACUCUGAAGCCACUGUAUGCAUGCGCUGCCAGAAAGCGAAAUUUACCCCUGUGAAUCGUCGACACCACUGUCGGAAGUGUGGAUUUGUUGUAUGUGGACCCUGCUCUGAAAAGAGGUUUCUUAUUCCCAGUCAGUCUUCCAAGCCUGUGCGAAUCUGUGACUUUUGUUAUGAAUUCCUUUCCAUGGGAGAGAUGUCAACAUGCCAGCCCACAAGAUCAGACUCUUACAGUCAGUCUCCAAAGCCUCCUUUAAAUGACAUAUCAGAUGAUGACGACGAUGACGACAGCAGUGACUAAGUAAUGGAAGAUAAUGCUUCAAUAUUACAGUUGGUGUUUGGACUUGAGUUGUUGUAUGAGAAGCCUCUAGUUACAAGUUCUUCUGAGAAAUUUACCGUAGCCAUUAAAUUUGCCUGAAAAACCUUUGAAUCAUAUGUGCCUCAGUAUUUGAAUCUCCUAAAUAUGUCAUUACUCUUUCUGCAGGGAUAGACUAUUGCAAAUAUUUUCCAGCCACGUAUACUUGAUUUUCUCUCUAAGAGUGAAUAGAUCAGCCACUCCUUCCCCUUCUCUGAACAGGAAGAUUAGAAAAUAUAGCACACUAGUUUUUCUUUUCAGUCUGUACUAACCAGCGUCCCAUACUAUGAGUUCUUUUAAUAUUAGAAUGGGGAAAUUAAACCUGCAUGAAGCUGUGGUAGAUUGGUUAGCAGAUUGAAAAGGAUGUCUAACCAAACUUUGAAACUGAUAGUUUAUUUUGAUUCUACUUAAUAUAAAUUCAUUCUGAAAUGUUAGUAACUUUUAAAAAGCAAUGCAGAAUGUCACAUACCAAGCAGUGCCUUGUAAAGACUACACUGUUGCAGGAACAAAAUAACCUUGCAUCCUCUGGCAUGCGAUAAACUAAGAAACAGUUGGUGCUGUUAGGAUUAAUUGCUAUUGUGUAAUGGGACUUCAGUAGCAAGGACUGUGAUUGCAUCCCUAGAAUAGAGGGCUGUCCAGCAAUUCCUUGCACAAAGUCAUUUUCAUUAAGAUGCUAGGUGAAGACACAUUCACUACUAUUGCGCAACAAUUAUUGUGAGGUGAUCACAAGUCUAAUGCUCCCACAAAAUGAAUAAAACAAAUGGGGGCUUUUAAGAAAUUAAACUUUCACAUGGAUUUGGUAUCUAGACUACUUUCAAACGUAUGAUAUUUUUAAAUGUUUAUAAAUAUCGGGUAUGAUUAUUUGAAAUUUUUUGUCUCAGAUCAUGUUAUUUGCUGCAAUGUUUUGAUUUGAUAUUUAAAUCCUUAGCUAAUUCACUAACCUUUUUAAACUUUAGGAAGUGGAUUUAAAAAAUAGACUGUUCUAAAAGCACAAAUUGGGAGAAUGGGCUAGCUAUUCAUUUGAAAAAAAAAAACCCGUAUGUACACAGCUGACCUCAAGAUGUAAACGAAUUGCAGGUGACUUUAUUUUAAAUAUAUAAAUCCAAGACAUGGACAAAUAGUACAAAAAGGUGUUUCCAGUAAAGAAUUUACUUUUUACAAUAUUCUUUCUAUAAUGGUGUCAAUUUUAGGGAAAUGACAACUUAGUUAUGACGUUUUGUAAAAUCCCAAGACAUAUCUCUAUUUUUAUAUAAUAGUAUGUUUAAUUGUUUUAUGUAGAAGUCUCUUCACAGUAUUGUGUGGGAAUUCAGUAGCACCUGAGAGUUUAUAAAUAACAUGUUGAAUACUGUUUGUGCAAAAAUUAUAUUGAGUAAUGUGCUUAAUAAGUCACAGUUUCUGCAGUUUUCUCUUCUGCCUGUUUGACUAUAUUUAUUAAAUAAACGAUCAGAUCUGCAUCUGUGAA